Molecule: messenger RNA, 2325 nt
Organism: Physcomitrium patens
Lineage: Eukaryota; Viridiplantae; Streptophyta; Bryopsida; Funariales; Funariaceae
Product: receptor-like cytoplasmic kinase 176
Biological process (GO): protein phosphorylation
Molecular function (GO): ATP binding; protein kinase activity
Source: RefSeq, a predicted model, not a curated record
GAGGGGGAGGAAUCGACUACUGUCGCGAAUGGGGCAGCAGGGGCUAGAGCGGUAGAGAUCGACGCGGGCGACCACUGGCAAUUCCACCCCCCGCGAGGCCUCAAUUGCAGUCGUCGUCGUUGUCGUCGUCGUCAGAGAGGCGCGACUGGGGAGCAACGAACUCUGCUCGCCCGUCUGGUCUCUGAUUUUCGUUUGAUGUGCGCGUCGUCGUCGUUACUCGGGCAUGGCCUAGCCCAGUCAAACCCAGUCCUCCUCGUUCUCCUCCUCCUUCCCCUCCUCUUCCUUCUUCGUCGCCACCCUCGCUCGCUCGCUCCCCUGCUUCCUCGCUCCCUCCCUCCCUCCCUCGCUCGCAUGGUUUUCCUCUGCCUUCUUCUAUCACUCUCCUUCCUUCCAUCGCUCCCCUUCUCUUUCCUCUCCUUGCCUGGCAGUCUUUACGACCAGGGGAGCAGAUUUUGCUUCUUUUAGUUGGUCGUGGGCCUCAGCUGCUUUCCGUUUUCGGCUCUGCCUGUCGGAGUCUUGUUUCUUCUCCACGGCAUGGUGGCUCGUAACGGAGCGUCGUUUGGUUUACUAGAAUCUUUCUAAAGAGUGUGUGAAUGGAUGUAAGCUAGGGGGCAGGACGCAACUGCCUCGUUUUGUAAGGUAGGACGUUGAGGGGGCAUCAUGUGCACUUGCUGGAACGCCCUCGAUGGGGCGUGGCUCGGUAACUGUUGGUGGUCUAAGGCAGGUGGUACUCCUGCGGCAACUAGCAGUGUUCACCACUCAGAUAAUAAGAAGGAUCCGCUUCAUGAAAAAGCCCCCAGUGAGCAGGUGUUUGUUCCGAUUCGUGAGCCAAAAUCAUCAGACGAGAUACUUCAGGGAGGGAACCUUCGCAUCUUCAGUUAUCUGGACCUAAAAUCUGCGACAAGGAACUUUCGUCCCGACAGUUUGUUAGGAGAAGGAGGUUUUGGUAGUGUAUACAAAGGGUGGAUUGAUGAACAUGGAACAACAGCUGCUAAAGCGGGUACAGGGUUGACUGUUGCAGUCAAGCAAUUAAAUCAAGAGGGUCUACAAGGUCACAGAGAGUGGCUUGCUGAAGUUAAUUUUCUUGGUCAGCUUCACCAUCCGAAUCUCGUGAAGCUCAUUGGAUAUUGCUCCGAGGAUGAUCAACGCCUGCUGGUUUACGAAUUCAUGCCCAGAGGAAGUUUGGAGAAUCAUUUGUUUCGAAGUGUUUGGCGAUCUUGUCAGUGUCCUCGUCAAGGACAGAAGGGGACGAUGCCAUUACCUUGGUUGACGAGAAUCAAGAUAGCUUUAGGAGCUGCAAGUGGAUUGGCGUUCCUCCAUGAAGCAGUGAAACCAGUCAUUUAUCGUGAUUUCAAGACUUCCAAUAUAUUAUUGGAUAGUGAUUACACAGCCAAGCUGUCUGAUUUCGGGCUAGCGAAAGAUGGACCUGAAGGAGACAAAACUCACGUUUCAACACGUGUUAUGGGCACCUAUGGCUAUGCUGCCCCUGAGUAUGUGAUGACUGGGCAUUUAACAUCUAGAAGCGACGUGUACAGCUUUGGCGUGGUGUUGCUAGAGAUGUUGACAGGGCGAAGGUCGGUGGAUAAAAAUAGACCAAGUGGUGAGCAAAAUUUGGUUGAAUGGGCGCGGCCUUACUUGAACGACAAACGCAAGUUGUAUAAGCUCAUUGAUCCACGCUUGGAAGGUCAAUUCUCAGUAAAAGGUGCACAGAAAGCAGCUAUACUUUCUCACCAUUGCCUGAGUCGUGAGCCAAAGUUGCGACCUCUAAUGGGUGACGUGGUCGAUACGUUGAAACCACUGCAAGAUAUGAGAGAUAUGGCAAGUAGCUCAAGUGUUCAGAUAUCUGCGAACUAUCGAUCCACAGGCAUGAAUGGCCAUGGAGGAGGUCGCCCUUAUCACAAUGGUCAUGGUCAAAACAGGUAUGAACAGUUGCGGAAUAUACCUGUGCGGGCAACUGGUGCAUCGCCUGUGUCAUCCUACUAAUAUUAAUGGAAGUCACUGUUUGGUGUUGCAUUUUAGGACUAGCAUUGCGUUCACUGGAUACUGAUGGUAAUUGUGUUAUCUAGUGUUAGUUACUGAAAGAACUGUUCUGCAUGAUGGUGCAAACUCUGUAAAGGCUAGGAAAGUUUCGGGCUAGGCUAGAUAUGGUAUGCGGGCUUCGAACAAUUAUUCUUAUAUUUAUAAGUUCUUGAGGCCUCCUUUUGAUGCCGAUUCUGGUUGUGAUGGGAUAUGAAGUUCUCACCAUGCUAUAAUACCCCAAAUUUGAUUCUCCAUUCUCCACUGCUCACGUAUACGAUCAAUAAAGAAUCAAUGGUGUGGCGCUCA